This is a messenger RNA of Knipowitschia caucasica, 2079 nucleotides long. The record is from the annotation of a GenBank genome assembly. Lineage: Eukaryota; Metazoa; Chordata; Actinopteri; Gobiiformes; Gobiidae.
AUGAGAAACUGUUGUUUGUGUGAUAAAACACUGGACUUUGGGACCAAACCCAGCACCUGCGGAGACGCCCAGAUCCACAACGGAUUCUCAUUGGAGCGUCAGAAGAACCUGUUCUACACCUGCUCCUCGGGCUUCAAGCUGCUGUCCCAGGCCUGGUGGGGCGUGGCCAGGUGUGAGGGCGGCCGCUGGACCACCCAGGACUGUGUUGGGCGGUCCAUCAGGGCGGUCCAUCAGGGCGGUCCAUCAGGGCGGUCCAUCAGGGCGGUCCAUCAGGGCGGUCCAUCAGGGCGGACCAUCAGGGCGGUCCAUCAGGGCGGUCCAUCAGGGCGGUCCAUCAGGGCGGUCCAUCAGGGCGGUCCAUCAGGGUGGUCCAUCAGGGCCAUCAGGGCGGUCCAUCAGGGCGGACCAUCAGGGCGGUCCAUCAGGGCGGUCCAUCAGGGCGGUCCAUCAGGGCGGUCCAUCAGGGCGGACCAUCAGGGCGGACCAUCAGGGCGGUCCAUCAGGGCGGUCCAUCAGGGCGGUCCAUCAGGGCGGACCAUCAGGGCGGUCCAUCAGGGCGGUCCAUCAGGGCGGUCCAUCAGGGCGGUCUAUCAGGGGCGGUCCAUCAGGGCGGUCCAUCAGGGCGGUCCAUCAGGGUGGUCCAUCAGGGCGGUCCAUCAGGGCGGACCAUCAGGGGGGACCAUCAGGGCGGUCCAUCAGGGCGGUCCAUCAGGGCGGUCCAUCAGGGCGGUCCAUCAGGGCGGUCCAUCAGGGCGGUCCAUCAGGGGGUGUCCAUCAGGGCGCUCAGGGCGGUCCAUCAGGGCGGUCCAUCAGGGCGGUCCAUCAGGGCGGUCCAUCAGGGCGGUCCAUCAGGGCGGUCCAUCAGGGCGGUCCAUCAGGGUGGUCCAUCAGGGCGGUCCAUCAGGGUGGUCCAUCAGGGUGGUCCAUCAGGGCGUGAAACAGCAGAGAAACCCCCUGCUGCUGCCCCUGCUGCUGCCCCUGCUGCAGGUCCUGCUGCCCGGUGUGCACGGAGACAGAGACUGCAGCCUGCAGGACUUUAAAGCGGGCUCUUUCUUUGACUCCAACUUCGAGAUGCAGGGUUUGAGUGACAGCUACAGCAGCGGCCUCAGCCUCAGGGUUCACUGCAAACUGGGAUUCAGAGGAUUCUUCAAACUCACCUGUCAGGACGGGACUUGGAAACACGUGGGAGACCGCUGCAGUGCUAUUUCCUGUGGUCAUCCUGGAGACGUAAUGUUCGCAGACUUCUCUCUGGUCCGAGGCGACGACUUUGUGUUUGGAUCACAGGUGCAAUACAGCUGCCACCGCGGGUACCAGAUGACCAGUCUCACCAGCACCCGUAACUGUAUGCAGGGCGGCUGGGACGGCCAUCUACCAGUGUGCGAAGCGCUGCAGUGCCCGGUCUUGGCGGUGGACCCUAAAGUCUCGGUGGACGGGGACGUAGAGCAAGCGGUCGCCGGGAGCGUGGUGCGGUUCAGCUGCAGAGACCGAGGAGACCAACUGGUCGGAGCCGCACAGAUCGAGUGCGACGAGACCGGGACCUGGACCCACGCCCCCCCCAUCUGCAAAGAGAUCUCGUGCCCGGUCCCGCCGCUGGAGAACUUCCAGGUGAAUAACCAGAAGGCUGUGUACCGAGAGAAGGACGUGCUGCGGUACAGCUGUGACGCCGGGUUCAGGAAGCUGGAUGGGAGACCGAUCCUGUGCCUCAAGAUGGGCCUGGCCGCUCAGUGGACCCCCGCCCCCCAAUGCGAGCUGAUCACCUGUGCGUUGCCGCGGCCUCUUCCUGAAGGAACCGUCUUUUUGCCGCAGGACAAAUUCAAGUUCAAAGUGAGGGAGACGGUGCGGGUCAAAUGCAGCGACGACCGAUGGGUCAAAGACACACACACACAGGACACACAACUGCACUGCACCCAGACCGGGGACUGGGACCACCGCCCGACCUGCCAGCGUGAGUCCCUGUGCUCCCUGUCCCUGUGCUCCCUGUCCCUGUGCUCCCUGACCCUGUGCUCCCUGACCCUGUGCUCCCUGUCCCUGUGCUCCCUGUCCCUGUGCUCCCUGUCCCUGUGCUCCCUGUCCCUGUGA